GUGGCCAUCAAGUCUAUCCGGAAAGACAAAAUCAAGGAUGAGCAGGACCUUAUCCAUAUCCGGAGAGAGAUUGAGAUCAUGUCCUCCCUCAACCACCCCCACAUCAUCGCUGUCCACGAAGUGUUUGAGAACAGCAGCAAGAUUGUGAUUGUGAUGGAAUAUGCCAGCAAGGGGGACCUGUACGACUACAUCAGCGAGCGGCAGCGGCUGACGGAGCAGGAGGCUCGGCACUUCUUCAGGCAGGUGGUGUCAGCUGUCUACUACUGCCACAAGAAUGGGAUUGUGCACAGGGACCUGAAGCUGGAGAACAUCCUGCUCGAUGCCAAUGGGAACAUCAAGAUUGCAGAUUUUGGGCUGUCCAACGUUUACCAGCAGGACAAACUCCUGCAGACUUACUGUGGCAGCCCUUUGUAUGCAUCCCCUGAGAUCAUCAAUGGCAGACCCUACAAGGGCCCAGAGGUGGAUAGCUGGUCCCUGGGCGUUCUCCUCUACGUGCUGGUCCACGGCACGAUGCCGUUCGAUGGCCACGACUACAAGACUCUGGUCAAGCAGAUCACAAGUGGGGACUACAGGGAGCCCACAAAGCUGUCAGAUGCCUGUGGGCUGAUCCGCUGGAUGCUGAUGGUGAACCCGGAGCGCCGUGCCACCAUCGAGGACAUUGCCACGCACUGGUGGGUGAACUGGGGCUACAAAGUGCCUCUUGGGGAGCAAGAGCUGCUGCAGGAGAGUGAGUCCCCCCUGUCCACGGUGGCUGAGUGGCUUCGCCGCUCCUCCCGACCCCUCCUGGAGAACAGUUCCAAGGUGAGAUGCUUCCUGAAGCAGCACAUCCCUGGAGCGGCCCUGGAGCGCCAGCGUUCCCUCAAGAAGUCCAAGAAGGAGAAUGAUGUCUCCCACGUGCUGCAGGAGGUGGCUGUGGUCCCAGAGAAUCCCUCCAAGUCCAUCCUCAAGAGGCCCAAGGGCAUCUUGAAGAAGAGAAACUCCUGUGAGCAGAAGGUGCCCAGCCCUGGGCCUCCCCCAGCAGCACCUGUGGGAGAGGGGAGGGGUGAGGAUGGGGAGGUGAUCGCUGCAGGUCUCACCAGGAUCUUGUCCUCUGGGAUGCUGCCUGGCAGCACAGGGGUUGGAGCAGUGCCCAUGGCCGUGCCCAAGAAGGGAAUACUGAAAAAACCCCCGACGAGGGAGUCAGGAUAUUACUCAUCCCUGGAGUGCUGCGAAUCCGGGGAUGUGCUGGACUCAGGGAGUUUGGACCUGGAUGGGAACGUGUUUGCUGACACCUCCAGCCCCGAGCAGCACCCACAGGGUCUCCCUGCCCGCAGGAAAGGCAUCCUCAAACACAAAGGCAAGUUCUCCUCGAGCAGCACCGAGCCAGACAGUCCCCCGGGGCAGAACUUCGGNNNNUUCAGCGAGGUGCCCCUGCCCCAGGCGCCCCGAGCUCGCCCGUCCAGCGCCGUCAGCGAGGACAGCAUCCUCUCCACAGAGUCCUUCGACCAGCUGGACCUGCCCCCCCGAGCCCCCCAGGGCGGGGGGGGCAUGAGGGGCUGUGUGUCUGCCGACAGCCUGCUGGGGCUGGCAGAGCAGGAGGAGCUGCAGGGAGGGCGCAGGCUGCGCCGCUGGACUGUCACCCACUGCCGCAGCCCCUUGGCCGAGAGCAGCCUGUCCCUGGGGGGCUGUGCCAACACCCCCGACAGCUACCGACCUGCUGUGCCCGUGGGCAUGAAGCUGAGCUGA
Molecule: messenger RNA, 1725 nt
Organism: Acanthisitta chloris (rifleman)
Lineage: Eukaryota; Metazoa; Chordata; Aves; Passeriformes; Acanthisittidae
Gene: NUAK2
Product: NUAK family, SNF1-like kinase, 2
Exons: 7
Biological process (GO): protein phosphorylation; microtubule cytoskeleton organization; intracellular signal transduction
Cellular component (GO): cytoplasm
Molecular function (GO): tau-protein kinase activity; protein serine/threonine kinase activity; ATP binding
Source: RefSeq, a predicted model, not a curated record